Messenger RNA from Phytophthora infestans T30-4, 807 nucleotides. RefSeq lists its product as uncharacterized. The coding region runs from base 1 to 807 and encodes 268 amino acids. The record is from RefSeq and is a predicted model, not a curated record. Gene Ontology annotation, biological process: DNA damage response; regulation of protein ADP-ribosylation. Gene Ontology annotation, cellular component: nucleus. Gene Ontology annotation, molecular function: histone binding; poly-ADP-D-ribose binding. Lineage: Eukaryota; Oomycota; Peronosporomycetes; Peronosporales; Peronosporaceae. The transcript is spliced from 4 exons.
AUGCAGGCGUUUGUGGACACUUUGGGACUUCGGUUGACCGGUGCGUUCGACUUGUUGGCUGCGGCAGGCAAGAAGGAGGUGGCGCUGGACAAGCCGCUGUAUCUGCAUGGACGCUUCUUCUUCGAUCCACCAGAGGUAGCAACUGUCAUAGUGGACACUGAAAGUGACGACGGUCGGCACUGGGGAUACUUCAGAGAUUCUCCUGGCCAAGUGCCAGAGUACGUCGUGCGUGCGGAGAGCAGUCAUGAGUGCAAAUUCGACAUAGUGGGGGGUAAUCUCUUUGAGGUGUUGGAGAGCAGAUUGCAGAAGUGCCAAUCGACUCUUGAGGGUGACAAAGUCGCGAAUCUGCUUCAGAAGAUCGAAGCUCAGAAAUCGUGUGCUACUAGUAGAGGACGAUCAGAAUCGGCUCUUCGAAGUAAAAGAGCGAGGGAAGCCGUGGCUGGCUCACUGCAUCAACUUGGCAUUGUGGUCCCGGUAGACACUAAGAACAAUACUGGAUACCGUGAGCUGCCCACAGCUGGAAAAGACCUUGCAGACUUGUUGCGUCAAGUGGAACAGGAAGCAGACAAUAAAUCACCAGCGCGCAAGAGAUUAAGUGAGCUCAUCACUCGAGCUACGAUCGCCAGUGAUGAGUGCGAUUUUGGGACUGGUCUCCUACUGGGCCUCGACGUCUUCACGGUGGGGUUGUGUCUCGAGGUGCAAAGAAGCACUGCAACUACUUCGCGUUGCUUAUAUGUUGCUACGUCGAGCGAACUUCUACAAGGUUGUGUCGGGCCACUGCAAGCACCGCAAUGGCGACGAACUUAG